AUGGAGAAUUCACUCUAUCACAAUCUGCCAUUCCUCUGUACUAAUGCCAAAUUCUUCAUCACCUAUAUUCUGUCCGAACCAAAGCGUUCAACCGUAAUUUUGGUUUGCGCAGGUUUAAGGUCAAAUUCGUUACCUCGAAGUGGUCGGACAUUGCCGCAGCAACCUGGUCUUAGGUCAGGUCUCAGCACGGUUACAUCGGGCCUGAUUGAUCAAGAGGACAGUGACGGCGCUCUGUCGGCGCCGGAAUUGCCUUCCAUUCGACGUGACAGAGGCAGGAUACCAUCCUCGCCAAGCGUAUUCACGUCUGACGAGUACCGCGCCUGGCUGAGCCGCACGCCAAGCACCAGCGCCCUGUACGAGCAGAUCAGGGCAACCACAAGUAGACCACCCCGUUAUACAUACAGCGCCGAGAACAUCCAUGCAGCCGUCAAUCAGAUGAUGUUGGCAAAAACAACUCUUUAUGUGAACGUAGUAGAUCAGAAUCUGCCGCAAAUGCGUGAUCGAUUCUAUUGGAACCAUGGUGGUAUAUUGUUGUUAUUGGGCUAUCUGGUAAACGCUGACAGCAACUACAAUAGACCUUGUAUGACUGUGAGGUUCUUUAUGAAAAAGUCUGGCGGACUGCUUGGCCAGUCGUUACUGAGUUUCUUGCCAUGUGGUUCCGAAUUACGAAAUCUUGAAAUUCAAUUGCUUCUUGAAUUGGAUAAACGGAAACUUAUGAAAACGGGCUCGAGUACUCCAGGCAGAGGAGCAAAGAACAAGGACUGCACACAAUAUGUCGAACGAACAAGAGGAAAUGACGAAAAAAAUAACAGUUACAGGCCGAAUAAUAAUACCGAAGAAAUUGUUAUGCCCGAGGUG
This is a messenger RNA of Dinoponera quadriceps, 858 nucleotides long. RefSeq lists its product as uncharacterized. Lineage: Eukaryota; Metazoa; Arthropoda; Insecta; Hymenoptera; Formicidae. The transcript has 5 exons. The record is from RefSeq and is a predicted model, not a curated record. The annotation marks the transcript as partial.